AUGGCAGAUCCUAUACAGCCAACCGAAGCUGCACUCAGGAUGGAACUCCCUACCUACAACAUGAAUGCACAAACAUGGUUCAUACAACUUGACGCGAUUUUCCAAGCCAGGCAUGUGACGUCCCAGCAGUCGAAAUUCGCAUUUGUGGUGGAGAAGCUUCCCGCUGAAAUUGCUGCGGAGGUAGCGGAUGUCCUUAUUAAUCUCCCGCCCGAAAAGCCGUAUGAGGUGCUUCGGCAGGCAAUCUUACAACGAACAGGCUGCUCCGAGGAGCGAAAGAUUAAGGAUCUUCUGACGAAUGUCACACUCGGUGACAGCAAACCCUCCCAACUUCUUCGGAGAAUGAUAACGCUACUCGGUAACAACACUAUAUCCGAAACAGUAUUGAAGCAAAUGUGGCUGGAGAAAUUGCAGCCUGAUAUCGUACAAAUAUUAGCAGUCCUAACUGAGGUCGAUGUUCACAAAUUAGCAUCGAUCGCUGAUAAAAUAGUAGACACGAGACCAAUUCAUAAAUUUCCCCUGUCGUGCCAUCAGAUGACCCGACCCCGGAUGUUAACCAGCAACUUCAUGUUUUGA
Molecule: messenger RNA, 573 nt
Organism: Acanthosepion pharaonis
Lineage: Eukaryota; Metazoa; Mollusca; Cephalopoda; Sepiida; Sepiidae
Source: the annotation of a GenBank genome assembly